AUGGACAACAAGACUUUCGUGUCCGACACCCUCAUCCGCCUGACCGGCGCGUCAGAUCCCAUCAUCAUCGAUUUUGUUCUCGCCAAAGCGAACUCCGCCAAGUCUGCCUCGUCCCUGAAAACCGAACUCGAGUCCUUGCUCGAUGGCAGCUCCUACGAUAUCGGCGUAUUCAGCGGGGAGCUGUUUGCGCGGCUGGGCAAGGGCGCAAAACCCAGUGCGUCCGCCACUCCAGGCGCACCGGGAAAAUCCGAAUCUACGAAGAAGAAGUAUCGCCUGGUGGACAUGGGCGACGACUUGCCAGACCCUGGCACCUCUCUAGGGCCGAUGAACGUCGAGGCGGACCGGGACAGAAGGAGGCGAAAGGACAAAGGCAGGGAUGGUGAUAAAGACCGGCACAGCGGGAGACGCGAUGACAGUCGCUCGGAGAAGGACGAACGCCGAAAGAGAGAUCGCAGUCGCGACGCCGAGACUCGGGAUCACCCGCGCACCAAAAAACUGCGAAAGAGGGACUCUGACUUUGAAGAUCGCUGGGGCGACGAAGAAAUUCCAGAAGACGAGCCGCACGCCGACGAGUUCGCAGAGUCGCCCUCCAAACGAACAAGACUCGAAAACGGAUCCGCCUCCCCUCGGUCAUCGUCGCCCGCCGAAGACCUCGAUCCACAGACCAAGGAAGAAAUAGAGCGCCAACGCGACCUCCGCGAGAGAGACGAGUUUGCGAAACGAUUGGCCAACAAAGAUGACAAAAAAUCCAAGAAAAUCGUCGAGGACCGGACACGAGAUGGAGAAGCUGCACGGCGCCGCGCGUUGGCCGACGACGCCGAUGCUCGAGCCCAGAUGAUGCCUGAUCUGCGACUGCGAUCUCGACAGGAGUAUCUGAAGAAGCGAGAGACUGAACGCUUGGCACUCCUUCGGCAGCAGGUAGCCGAAGAAGCUGCUGAGCUGCGCGAAAACCCGAAUCUGACUCGCCGAGAAAAAGAGGAGUUUGCUCGAAAUCGGGAAGUCCUGCGCAUUGCAGAAGAGCGACUACGGAUCGAUGACCACCGCGAUGGCUAUAUGAUGCCGGAAGAUUACAUCACGGAGAAGGGCAAGAUCGAUCGGAAAAAGAAAGAGGAGGCCCUGUACAAGCGCUACGUAGAUCGCGAUGAUAUGGGCCAGGAGCGAUUUGUGACCGAGCACGAAGAGUGGGAAUUGGAGCAGUCAGCCAAGGCCAAAGCCCAAAUUAAGAAGACCGAGUUUGUCGACGAAGGAGACUACGAAUAUGUGUUCGAUGAUUCACAAAAGAUCAACUUUGUCAUGGAUACCAAACUUGAAGGCACUCAGAAGCUAAUGACGGCGGAGCAGCGGAAUCUCAAAGAGCAGCUGGAUGCCGCGGAGAAGAAGGCCGCAUCGAUGGAAGAGACACGUAAGAGUCUUCCGAUCUACCAGUUCCGCGAUCAGAUCAUCCAGGCCGUGCACGAUCACCAAGUUUUGAUCAUCGUUGGUGAAACGGGCUCUGGAAAGACGACUCAGAUCCCGCAGUAUCUCCAUGAGGCUGGAUAUACCAAGGGUAACCUGAAGAUUGGGUGCACACAGCCGCGGCGAGUCGCAGCCAUGAGUGUCGCUGCACGUGUGGCGGAGGAGAUGGGCGUUAAGAUUGGCAAUGAAGUCGGCUAUGCCAUCCGAUUCGAAGAUAACACCAGCGACAAGACUAUUCUGAAGUACAUGACGGAUGGAAUGUUGCUGCGAGAGCUGUUGACGGAGCCAGACCUGAGCCAGUAUUCGGCUCUGAUGAUUGACGAAGCCCAUGAACGGACAGUGCCCACGGAUAUUGCGUGUGGUCUCCUUAAGGAUAUCGCCAAGGCCCGGCCUGACCUUAAGUUGCUAAUCUCGUCGGCAACCAUGGAUGCCCAGAAAUUUCAAAAGUAUUUUGAUGACGCGCCUAUCUUCAACAUUCCCGGUCGACGAUAUCCCGUUGAUGUGCACUACACCUCCCAACCGGAAGCCAACUACUUGGCGGCAGCGAUCACCACAGUGUUCCAGAUCCAUGUCACGCAGGGCUCCGGUGAUAUCCUGGUGUUCUUGACCGGCCAAGAGGAGAUUGAAGCGGCCGAACAAAGUUUACAGGAAACGGCACGGAAACUGGGCAGCAAAAUACCGGAGAUGAUCAUCUGUCCCAUCUACGCCAAUCUGCCUUCGGAGCUCCAGACCAAGAUUUUCGAACCCACGCCGCCGAAGGCACGCAAGGUGGUGCUGGCUACCAAUAUCGCCGAGACCAGUUUGACGAUCGAUGGCAUUGUCUACGUGAUCGACCCUGGGUUUGUCAAGGAGAAUGUGUUUAACCCGCGAACUGGCAUGGAAAGCCUGGUGGUGACUCCUUGUUCCCGAGCAUCGGCCAACCAGCGAGCUGGACGUGCUGGCCGAGUUGGACCGGGCAAAUGCUUCCGGCUCUACACCAAAUGGGCGUACUACAACGAGUUGGAGGAGAAUACCACACCUGAAAUCCAGCGCACGAACCUGAACGGUGUUAUUCUCAUGUUGAAAUCGCUGGGCAUCGACCAGUUGCUCGACUUUGAUUUCAUGGACCCCCCACCGGCCGAGACGAUCAUUCGGGCGCUGGAGCAGCUGUACGCUCUCGGGGCGUUGAAUGACCGCGGCGAGCUGACCAAGGUCGGUCGUCAGAUGGCAGAGUUCCCGACCGACCCAAUGCUGGCCAAGGCGAUCCUAGCGGCAGACAAGUACGGCUGCGUGGAAGAGGUCCUGUCGAUCGUGUCGAUGCUGGGAGAGGCUAGCGCGUUGUUUUUCCGGCCCAAAGACAAGAAGAUCCAUGCAGACAGUGCGCGCAACCGGUUCACCAUCAAGGACGGCGGCGACCACCUGACGCUGCUCAAUAUCUGGAACCAAUGGGUGGAUUCAGACUUCAGCUUCGUGUGGGCGCGGGAGAAUUUCCUCCAGCAGCGCAGCCUGACACGGGCACGCGAUGUGCGCGACCAACUGGCCAAACUGUGCGACCGCGUGGAGGUCAGUGUCAGCAGCUGCGGCUCCACCAACCUGAUCCCGAUCCAAAAGGCCAUCACGUCCGGGUUCUUCCCCAACGCGGCACGACUGCAACGCGGAGGCGAUAGCUACCGGACGAUCAAGAACGGGCAGACGGUGUACCUGCACCCGUCCAGCACGUUAUUCGAAGUCAACCCGCGGUGGGUGAUUUACUUCGAGCUGGUGCUCACCAGCAAGGAGUACAUGCGCAGCAACCUGCCGCUGCAGGCCGAGUGGUUGGUGGAAGUGGCGCCGCAUUACUACAAGAAGAAGGAUCUGGAGUCCCUGGGACUGGAUCGAAAGACACCCAAGGGGACCGGGGCGAGUGGAGAGAAGAGCCGAAUGUAG
Penicillium lagena is the source of this 3360-nucleotide messenger RNA. RefSeq names its product putative mRNA splicing factor RNA helicase (Cdc28). Lineage: Eukaryota; Fungi; Ascomycota; Eurotiomycetes; Eurotiales; Aspergillaceae. Gene Ontology annotation, molecular function: ATP binding; RNA binding. The coding region runs from base 1 to 3360 and encodes 1119 amino acids. The transcript has a single exon. The record is from RefSeq and is a predicted model, not a curated record. Gene Ontology annotation, cellular component: catalytic step 2 spliceosome; intracellular anatomical structure.